GUGAAUGAUAGGACGGCUUUCGGGGUAUCCUACGGAUUGGGAAGGGCACGCUGCACGGUCCGUCCUCUGUCCUCGCAUGGCCACUGCGUGCGUCUCUUGGCUCCUCCGAUGCCAUCGGAUCGGGAGUUCUGGGGCUGUCGGUAGUUGGUCGUAUUAGGGGCGCUCUUGGCUCCCCCACUGUCUCUCUCCAUCUUUCGUCUUCCAUACGCCACCCCCUCGGUCCUAUCUUUUCUGCAGAAGUAUAUCUCGGUUGUUUUGCAUUCUGCAAUUUCCUUGACCUUGUUUUCAGUAUCGCUCUGCAAUUCAAUAAUUAACCUCACCGGGCACUGCCGCGGCACUCGGCCGUAGUAAUGGGCGUGGACGAGAAAACGGCAGUGCCGCCGUCCAAGGGGGAGGAGACGUCGGCAUCUGCUUCUCUCAAUGCCCUCGAUCCCGAGGUCCAAGGAUGGGACGAGCUGGGGACAAGACGGCUACUAGCGAAGCUCGACUGGCACAUCUUACCAAUCAUGUCAAUCAUUUACCUACUCUGCUUCCUCGACCGCACAAACAUUGGCAACGCGCGGCUCGACAACCUCGAGGCGGACCUGGGGCUGGGGGGGCUGCAGUACAACGACUGCCUGGCGAUCCUGUUCCCCUUCUACAUCGCGGCCGAGAUCCCCAGCAACAUGAUGAUGAAGCGGUUCCGGCCGUCGGUGUGGCUGACCUUCAUCAUGGUGUGCUGGUCGGCCGUCAUGGUCGGGCAGGGCUUCGUCAAGAACUACGCCGGGCUCAUGGCCACGCGCGUGCUGCUGGGCGCCUUCGAGGGCGGCCUGUUCCCCGGCGUCAACUACUACAUCACCCAGUGGUACUGCCGCCACGAGUGCGGCUUCCGCAUGGCCCUCUUCUUCUCCGCCGCCACCCUCGCCGGCGCCUUUGGCGGUAUUCUCGCUCGCGGCAUCGCAGAGAUGGCCGGCGUCGGCGGCCUGCCCGCCUGGGCCUGGAUCUUCAUCCUCGAGGGCUUGUUGAGUAUCCUCGUCUCGUUCAGCGCGUACUGGAUCAUCCACGACUACCCUGCGACCGCCAAGUUCCUGACCGAGGACGAGCGCGCCGAGGUGAAGCGGCGGCUGCGGGCGGACCACGGGCACCUGCUGGACGACUUCAACAUGAAGUACGUGUGGCAGGUGCUGGGCGACUGGAAGGUGUACAUCCACAUGCUGAUCUGCAUGGCGGGCUUCUGCCCCAUCUACUCGUUCUCGCUGUUCCUGCCGACCAUCAUCAAGAACAUGGGCUACACGGCCAACAACGCCCAGCUGAUGAGCGUGCCGCCCUACGUGUGCGCCUGCUUCUUCACGAUCACCGCCAGCUGGUUCGCCGACCGCCUCCGCCAGCGCGGCGUCUUCCUGCUCGGCUUCCAGCUCGUCGCCGUCGCCGGCUUCGCCAUGCUGGCUGCCACGGGCGAUGCGUCGGUGCAGUAUGCGGGGACGGUCCUGGCCGCGAUUGGCAUCUUCCCGCAGAUCCCGCUAGGGCUGGCAUGGAACAGCGGCAACACGGGCGGCAGCUCGCUGAAGCGGGCGACGGCCAUCGCGAUGCAGGUCAUGGGCGGCAACUGCGGCGGCAUCGUGGCGUCGUACGUGUACCUAUCGCGCGACGGCCCGCGCUACGUCCGCGGCCACAGCAUCCUGAUCGGCUUUGUUAGUAUGGCCUUCGUGCUGACCCUCGCCAUGACCGCCUGGUGCCGCCGCGAGAACGCCCGCCGCGACGCGAGUCCUGGAUUCGGCGGCGCCGCGGCGCUUGCUGCGGGCCCGCUGGGGCUGACGGACGAGCAGAAGCUGCUCGAGCGCGAUCGCGCCGACCGUGUGCCCUGGUUUAGGUAUACCGUGUGAGGGAGGACUCGGGGUGGACGAUGCUCGCACGGGAGCUGCUGGUUGGGUGGUGUGGCCGUGGUUGGUUGUUGAGCAAAGAAUUGUGGGUAUACAGAUCAUGUCGGUACACUGCUGCUACCGCGCAUAAAAGUUGGUAAUAGACCUAAUUCGCUGCAGGAUACAAACUCAAAGAAGCUGAGUAUGGCGAAUCUAGUAUUUAAAGAAGAUAUUUCAGGC
Messenger RNA from Lasiosphaeria miniovina, 2078 nucleotides. RefSeq names its product high-affinity nicotinic acid transporter. Gene Ontology annotation, molecular function: transmembrane transporter activity. NCBI's taxonomy places the organism in Eukaryota, Fungi, Ascomycota, Sordariomycetes, Sordariales, Lasiosphaeriaceae. The coding region runs from base 351 to 1862 and encodes 503 amino acids. Gene Ontology annotation, biological process: transmembrane transport. The record is from RefSeq and is a predicted model, not a curated record. Gene Ontology annotation, cellular component: membrane. The transcript is spliced from 4 exons.